AUGGUUGUGGCCCCCAAGGCGCUGCUCCAGAAGGUUGGUGACUUCAUCCUUGAGGUUGACGGCUGCUCCAUCUCCCCAUCUCCUGAAGUCCGCAACCUGGGUGUCAUCUUUGACUCCACCCUUUCCUUCCACUCCCACAUCGAGUCUGUCACCAAAUCGGUCUUUUUCCAUCUAAGGAACAUUGCCAUCCGACCGCCACUCUCGGAGUCGGUUGCCGAAACCCUAGUCUAUGCGUUUGUCACCUCCCGCUUGGACUACUGCAAUGGUGUCCGGUUUGGGGUCCCCAACAAAACCCUGGACAGGCUCCAUCCCUCCAUGCCCAUGCCCCCCAGUACCUAUCGGACAUCCUUCACCCACAUGCCCCACCCUGGAACCUGCGGUCUCCAGGCUCUGUCUUGGAGCAGUAUGGAAGACAUAAGGCAGAAACAGCAGAGGCCAUCAGUGCUGCGCCAGGUUUCCCAAACCGCUUCCAGUCAACCCCACGAAAAUAAUGCAGUCGUCUUCAUUUGCAAGGAAGAGGUGGAUGCAGACUCUCUUCCCCAGUCUUCCUCACCACAAAUGGGCUCUUCCUCUCCCAGGCAGAAUCAUCACUUCCUCCCAGUGAGGAGAGAUGUUCAUGUUCAGAACUCCAUGGAGGCCAGGAUUCAUGAUGGCAUCUCAGGCAGGACCACUGCUCUGUCUGUGGGUGGGCUCUGCCGCUGGCCCGGCUGUGAUGUGCUGUCUGAGGAUUUCCCCUCUUUCUUAAAGCACCUCCACUCUGAACACAGUCCUGGUGACAGGAGCAUCGCUCAGUGGAAGCUCCAGCAAGACGUCGUCCAGUGCAUUGAGAGCCAGCUCAUCCUGGAAAAACAGAAGCUCAUUGCAAUGCAACUUCAUCUACACCUCUCUGAACACAAACACACUGAUUUGGCAGCGUCUCAGUGGCCGUACAGCCUGCGUCUGUUCCUGCCCCAGCCCCCGGGCACAGAGGGAGACAGAGUGCAACAGUGGGGCAUCAAACAUCGGGAGGGGAGGGGGGGGCAGCACGGCCCCAGAGCUCCUGCCUCUGCCCACCUGCUGCCAGAUUUGGUUCCAAGUAUUGAAUGCUACAAAUACAACAACAUCAGGCCUCCGUACACCUAUGCGUACUUGAUAAGAUGGUCUAUCCUGGAGUCUACUGACAAACAGUGCACGUUGAAUGAGAUUUACAACUGGUUCACGACCAUGUUCUUCUACUUCAGACACAACACUGCUACCUGGAAGAAUGCAGUGCGGCACAACCUCAGCCUACACAAGUGUUUUGUGCGUGUGGAGGGAGGAAAGGGAGCCGUGUGGACAGUGGAUGAAACAGAGUACCAGAGGAGGAAAGGACAAAAGUAUCACAGGGACUGUGCAGAGAAGUGGAUCUCGCCAUACUCCCAUUACUGUGUGGAGGAGCCCUGAUGAGCAGCAGGUGGCAGCACUGAGGGCCGCUCGGCCUCGCAGAGUUAGACAGAGCUGCAUGAGAAACAGAAGAAUCUGUUGCAUCUUUUCACUUUGUAUUUUUUUCUAAUUAAUUAUUAAAAAACAUGUAUUCUUUGUAAGUUUAAGAUGUGUUGUACACAUAUCUGACAGCAGUUUUUAUACUCACUGAUUUAUAACUGUAAACAAAGUGUCAAUGAAGCAAACAUUGUGUUGUUUUUCUUCUGCAUGAUUUUACCUAUUCAGUCAGUAGGUCGGAGGUCAAAUGUAUCUUUCCCUGAACACAUCAUUUCCCAUAGAGAGAGAACACCCCCCUACACCGUGUCAUCCUGAACUUGACGCCGUAGCACUGUGGUUUUCAGUGAUUUCACAACAAGGCACAGCAAACCUCUUUCCCCUACUGUUCUACUUUCACACAGAAACCCAUGUAAAAAUACAUUCUUCUUCAGUUAAAAAUGCAUACAAAACUUUAUAACAACCAAUCUCUUAUAGUAAAUUUGCUAAAUAGUAAAUAUAAAAAAAUAGCAGAGAAACAGAAACCAAAAACCUUCCCUGACUCAGCAGGCACACGUUUAUGUUUGUGUCACAUCUAGUGACACUGGACCCCAUAGUCCAGUGUCACUAGAUGUGACAUAAGCACAUAAACAUGAAUAUGUGGCUCAGUGGAUAGUGUACUGGACUUUGAAUCGGGAUAGCAAGUUCGAGUCCCAAUGUCCUUGUG
Molecule: messenger RNA, 2161 nt
Organism: Notothenia coriiceps (black rockcod)
Lineage: Eukaryota; Metazoa; Chordata; Actinopteri; Perciformes; Nototheniidae
Product: forkhead box protein P1-B-like
Exons: 12
Coding region: 1-1422 (473 amino acids)
Biological process (GO): regulation of transcription by RNA polymerase II
Cellular component (GO): nucleus
Molecular function (GO): DNA-binding transcription repressor activity, RNA polymerase II-specific; RNA polymerase II cis-regulatory region sequence-specific DNA binding
Source: RefSeq, a predicted model, not a curated record